AUGCCACCAAAAAAGGUGACGAGUGCUGCGGAGGAGGAACUGCUUGAAAUACAUCAAUCGCUUAACUUUAUGUCCGGGGAGAUAAGCAAAGUGGCUCAGCAGCAAGAGAGGCUACUGGCCCUGCUUACUGAAGUGGCAGAUCUAAAAAAGAUCAUCAUUGCGAAAGACGCUAGAAUCUGCGGCCUGGAGCGAAGGAUUGAUGACUUGGAGCAGUACACAAGAAUGGAAGACAUAAUUGUGAGCGGUCUGAAAACUACACACCGUAGUUAUGCUCGAGCAACAGCCGCGGAUGCUACACAGAGUGGCCAGGACGCGCCCAGGGGCGACCCUUGUUGGCCGCGCCCCGGCCCCGUCACGAACGGCUCUGCCAACCGACCCACGCGGGCCGGCUAUCCUGGACCACUCGAAGAUCCGCGGCGCUACGGUAUCGUUACGUCUAGGCGGGAUUCUGACUUAGAGGCGUUCAGUCAUAAUCCCACAGAUGGUAGCUUCGCACCAGUGGCUCCUCAGCCAAGUGUACCGCCCCAGUCAAACUCCCCACCUGCCACUGUCCCCGGAGCGGGUCACGCCCGGCAGGGCCGGGCGCUUAACACCAGAAGCGAGAGCCCGCUCGGAGCUCGCCUCUCCGCCUCACCGGCCGUAAUAGCCGCCUUACAUGACGAACCCGCCGUGCGUGAGGGAGGUGUGUUGUACCGGUCUCCUGUGUGGGAGAGGCAGCCACCAGUACGGACCUCUCACAGCGUGGAGCUCCGAGCCGUUGUUGGGUUUUCCCCAUUCAUGAAGCCACUGACUCACCCUCACUGUAUAUGUGCACAACUGCUGCUGUUGAUGCUGCUGCUGCUGCUGCUGCUGCUGCUGAUGCUGAUGAUGCUGAUGCUGUGUAUAGCGGUCAGGGCGCGCGUGAGCCACCUGCGGCAUUUACUCCUCUCUCCUGUUGCAGACCCCCUCCCCUCCUUCCAUCACCCUCCUCCUCCUCCCUCCCCAAUCCUCUCUCCUCCUCUCUCCAGCGCCAUCCUCAUCCUCACUGGUCCAGCCUCCUCCUCUACCCUCCCUUCCCACCACAUGCACGGCGCGGCGCAGAGAGAGGCGGCACACGGAAGGACACGCACAUCGAGCCCGCGUGUGUGCAUGCGCCUCUGUCACAUGAACAUGGCUCGACACGGGAGGCGACGAGACGCGGAGAACUAG
Knipowitschia caucasica is the source of this 1188-nucleotide messenger RNA. NCBI's taxonomy places the organism in Eukaryota, Metazoa, Chordata, Actinopteri, Gobiiformes, Gobiidae. The record is from the annotation of a GenBank genome assembly.